Molecule: messenger RNA, 1646 nt
Organism: Suillus paluster
Lineage: Eukaryota; Fungi; Basidiomycota; Agaricomycetes; Boletales; Suillaceae
Exons: 8
Coding region: 137-1501 (454 amino acids)
Source: RefSeq, a predicted model, not a curated record
AACGAGGUGAUCGUGAGUUCAGGUUGAUUGUUUCGUGGUAUAUGUUGUAGCUAAUGAACCGAUACCAUCGUUCCAGAGUCAAGACUUUCCACCGGAAAGGCUCGAGCCAUAUCAUACCAUUUCCUCGACAAGCACAAUGAUAUUUGCUACACCCACUGGAUGCGGGGAUGCAUCGACCAGCAACGUCACUGACGAGCGUGGGGAGCCCGAUGUCGAUGAUGAAAGUUCAUGCGACGAGGACGGGGCUCCUACCGAGGCUGACAUAUUGAAUGUCACAGCGGAGUUCGUGUUUAACAGGAUGCCGAGUCAUCUCAUCUACAUUUCUGAUGACUCUGAAAUUACAACGCUUAUCGAUCGUGAGACAUUGGUCGAUCUGUUCCGUCCGGAAUUGAUCAGGGCCUGCAAGGACCUUGUCUCCAAAGACAAAAUUCUCGACGUGGUCAGGCAGAAGUUGAGAUAUGCAGCCCUUUCUCACAGAUGGCUCAGCAUCGGGGAGCCAACAGUUCCAGGAGAUUCCACAAGACCUGGAUUUAUCAAGCUCAGUAACUUUUGCAAGAAAGCAAGGGACUACGACUGUCGUCUGGCUUGGUCAGACACUUUGCAGGAACUCGAUGAGGCAAUCAGGGCGAUGUUCAAGUGGUACCGCAACGCGGAAAUCUGUAUAGUGUACCUUGCAGACUCCUCAUCCAUUUCGGACUUCCCGGAAGAAGUAUGGUUCUACCGUGGUUGGACACUUCAGGAGCUUCUUGCUCCUCCCCGAAUCAAGUUCUAUGGCAAGGUGUGGGACGAGCUCAGCUGUUCACGCAAUGACAAGGAAGACCAUUCCAUGUUAGAAGCUCUUUCUCAGAAUUUGCUAUAUUUCAGUCCAGGGUUAUCCAAGCGGAGGACAACCAGGACUGAGGAUAUCGCUUAUUCCAUGGUUGGAAUUCUUGACAUCAGCCUCAGCGUGGCCUAUGGAGAGGGAGAGCGGGCCUUCCGCCGCCUGAUGGAGGGCAUUAUGCAGGCCUGUCGUGAAUGGCAGAUAUUGGCGUGGGCUGGUCCGCAUGCACCGUUUCAGGCCAGCAUUCCCAGUUCCCCUCUGGCGUACUGCGCUUUUGACAAAGCAUCCGCCAAUAUGCUUUCACCAGGUCAUCAUAUAAUGGAUCGUCCCUCCAAGCUCGGUUUGGAACUCGAAGUAAUUCUAGUGGAGAUGAUGCUGCAGAAACCCACACCACAACGGCCGCGAGAAAAACGGACAAAAACUCAAGCUAUCCCGCGGUGCGAUAUUACCUUUCUGCCAUUCUCGCAGUGGGCGGUCGCUAUCGUGAACUACCAAGCUGAUGAAUCUGGAAAACGUGGUGGUGUCGGAAAACUCGAACCAACAAAGGAGUACCUGUGCUUCAUAUUGGGAUCCAGUAUUCACAGCGCGUAUGGGGGGUGGCAAAAGGUUGAGACGAAAAAAAUUGUGAUAAUUCGCACCAAGAGGGAGGUGUACCAACGAGUCACGACAGUGUGGCUUUAGCAUUCUGUGCACUUGCAGCAUUGCAACACAGCUCUAUCCUGUACAGGUCGGCCGCCCUUUUUUUCAUAGCGUUACACUCCAUGGACUCUUUUACAAAGGGUCUUAUUUUUAUACUACUUAAAUAAUACGUGCAUCAUAGCCGCCA